Centruroides sculpturatus (bark scorpion) is the source of this 2641-nucleotide messenger RNA. RefSeq names its product POTE ankyrin domain family member B2-like. Gene Ontology annotation, molecular function: protein binding. Lineage: Eukaryota; Metazoa; Arthropoda; Arachnida; Scorpiones; Buthidae. The coding region runs from base 189 to 2519 and encodes 776 amino acids. The transcript has 2 exons. The record is from RefSeq and is a predicted model, not a curated record.
AUGCAAAACAAACGUAAUUUAUAUUAACGCAUUGUAACAUCAGUAAUUGUUUCAACAAUUGACAAGAAAACAAGCCAUAUUGUUCGCAUCUGCUUUCUGCCAAUAUUUUAAGUAACUCGUAUACUAAAGCGUUAAGAUCUGAAGAAGCUUCUCGGAAGUUUUCGUCGAAAUACCAUUAAAUAAUAAUUAUGGCAGCACCUCCUAUACCAGAAUCCAACGCUGGUUAUACUGUAGACUUAAAAAACCAGAAAGAAAAUUCCACGAAGUUGCAUCGUGCAUGUUGGUUGGGUAACGAGAGCGAUGUUAGAAAUUGUUUGAAGUCAAUGCCGUUGGAUAGCAAAGAUGAUGAAAAUCGAACUCCGUUACAUUUGGCAGCAGCAAAAGGAAAUAUUGCAGUCAUUGAAAUGCUGCUUGAAAAAGAUCCCAACGUAAACGAUCAGGAUAUCAACGGGAAGACUCCAUUAAUGAAAGCCAUUGAGGGUCAUCACGAAAAAGCCGUACAUUUACUGAUCGAAGCAGAUGCAGAGGUUAAUUUGAAAGACAGAGGAGGAAAUACAGCCAUUCACAUAGCGCUCAAUACUGGGCAAUACGAUGUUGCACAAUAUCUGCUUCAAUAUACAACUGAAGAUAAUAUUGGUAAUAAAGACGGAAUUACUGCACUUCACAUCUUAGCCGAAACAAAACGCGUGAAAUUAGCAAGAAAGUUUAUACAUCAUGGAGCUAGUGUGGAAUCAAGAGAUAAAAACCUGAGAACCCCUCUCAUGCUCGCUUGCAAGAAAGGUUAUUUUCCAAUGAUAUCACUUCUUCUGAAGAACAGGUCAGAUGUAACUGCAGAAGACUCCAAGGGGUGGACUGCUAUUGAUUAUGCUUCGAUUGUGGGACAUACACAAGUAAUAAAUAUUUUAGAGCAAUAUGCUAGAAGUGGUAUAAAAAGUACAUUUACUGUAGAAAACGAAUCUGAGAGUAGCACAACUACAGAUGAAAGCGAAGAGACUGAAGAUAUAAAACGUAAAAGGAAAAGAAUGCAUAAAUCUCCAUCCGAAAGAACUGUUCCUAUUCUAUUAGAAACAGAUGAAGUUUUAUUUCAGAGAGAAAAGGCUAAGAAACGGCAUCACCAUAAAAAAGGAGAAAAAUAUGAAUCAGAAAUAAGCAACCCUAAAUCUACAUCGAAAUUAGGCGAGCGAAAGCUCGAAGAUGAGGGGAAAACAGGUCAACCUUUAUCUGUUCCAGAUAUUGUAGCAGCUAUGCAGAUAUCUGCUAAUCAGUUGGGAGAUAUUCAGUCAUGGCUCAAUCGUCAACAAGAAAUUGCUGAGAAAAAAAGAGUGCAAUGCGAACAGUUAAAAGAACAUGUUAAAAGACUUUUAGCCGAGAAAGAAGAACUAAUAGCUACUAAAGAAAAUCUGAAGAAGAAUAUCACAAAACUGAAGGAAAGUUUUCAGAACGUUGCUAGUAAAACAGAAGCUGAAGUUUUACAGAAUGAAUUGAAUGCUUUAAGAGAAGGCUUGGACGACUUGCAAACAGAACACAAUAGGGUUCAAAAAGAAAAAGAGGAACUAGAACAAAAGUUCGACGAGCAACAAAAGAUUCAAAAAAAAUCAGGUGCGGCCCUAGCAGACAAAGCAGAACAAUUAAAAAAUGAAAAUCAAGCCCUUCGAGAUAACUUAGUUAAUGUUGAAAAUGAUACGCGAACAAUUAUCGAGGAUUUAAAUAAAAAAUGCAAAAUGGCAGAAGAGUUAGUGAAUCAUUUGAAAAUUUUGUUGAGAGGCACUUACAAACUGUUAGAAGAAAAGCACACACAGAUAAAUAAAGUUAUGGAUGAAUUAAUAGUAGAAGAAAACCUAAUGAACGACACCAAAGAAAGUUAUGAGCAAGUCAGAGAAGAGAAUGUGCAAGUUGGAAAAAAUAUUGAUGAACUGGGAACGAAGAUGGCUUUGGUGAAAAAAUAUUUAACAAAAAUCCAAAAACAGAUGGAAAAACAGUCACUGAUGAAAAAGCUUGUGAGUGCCGGUGUGAUGAAUGAACAAGGUGAAGAUAUAAAAAAAACUGCCGUUCAAACAGAAGAGAUGAGGAAAAGCGUUGGGCCCUCAAAGCAGAAAGGGGAAUCAGAAGAGUCUAAGCAGAAAAAUAAACUGAAAAAUAUAAGAAUUAAAGAUAAAGAAGUCGACGAAUUGGAAGUCGAACCAGAAAUAAAGGAACUAGCAGCUCAGAAAAUGGAUCCUACAGGCUUAAUGUUUGCAAACGUGGAUGCUCCAACAGUAUGCAAGACAUCAACCAAAGCCGUUCGAUAUUCGUGGUUAGAUGAAAAAGAUGAGGAUGCAUUGGAAGAUUUUGAUCUCUAUCGUAAAAACUAUCCUUCUGCUAAAACAUCAGCUCUUCCUUAUGGCAACAACGCAAAGAAUUCUGGAAGUAAAACAGGGGCCAAUGCUCAUGACGAAAUACCAGCUUCUCUGCAUGCCAAAUUGGCUUGCGUCAUUGCUAAAUACAGCCAUUGUGACGAAAAUGACGAAGAAACAUCAUAAAUUCUCGUAGAAUUUAAUUAAAAUCUAAAUUAUUAAAAUUAAUUUAGCAUUUAUCAAAAUCGAAAAAUUAUUGAGAUUUGUAAAAAUAAAAUAAAUGAAAUAAAAAUUUUUAAGUAGUUAAU